Messenger RNA from Tachyglossus aculeatus (Australian echidna), 2320 nucleotides. It is a transcript of the gene ASB11, whose product is annotated as ankyrin repeat and SOCS box containing 11. Lineage: Eukaryota; Metazoa; Chordata; Mammalia; Monotremata; Tachyglossidae. The transcript is spliced from 14 exons. The record is from RefSeq and is a predicted model, not a curated record. Gene Ontology annotation, biological process: intracellular signal transduction; positive regulation of protein catabolic process; protein ubiquitination. Gene Ontology annotation, molecular function: protein binding. Bases 414 to 2276 code for a protein of 620 amino acids.
UAUUUUUAGAUGGUUAAUUGCUGGGUGGAAGACCCUGUGAGGUGUACCUGAGUGAAGCCUUGAGUCUGUAAAAUAGAUCUGAGAGUGUUUGGGUUGUUGGACAUAAAAUUGAAAUUUUACCUUCAGAUUCAUCUCGCUGUGUCCCUUUUUUAAAAGCCUUAUUUGGGGUUGCUGUGUCUCAGUGAAGUGUUUGCUAUCAGAAAGAUGGCUCUCUAGUUUAGUACGGGAUCCAAAUUAGUCAUCUCAAGUAUUGUCAUUCAGAGUUCACAUCACCAUCAAAAUAAAUCUUAGCCAUGAGAGUACUUCAUAACAGGAUCACCAAGUGCUAGAGUUUAAAAUAGCUGUCAUAUGAUACCAAUAAUGACCUGGUGAAAUUUUGCAGCUCUCAGGAGCUGUACAGAAAGUAAACCAAAAUGGAGGACUGUCCUAUGUCCCUUGGUUUUAAAAACAUUUUUGUAACGAUUUUUGCUGCCUUUUUUUUCUUUAAGCUUUUAAUUAAAGUUUUUUUGGCUCUUUUAACCCAUUUCUAUAUUGUCAAGGGGAACAGAAAGGAGGCUGCCAGGAUAGCAGAAGAAAUCUAUGGAGGAGAUGAAACAGUAGAAAUGCUUAAUCUAACUGGGGAAACCAAGCAGAAGUAUGAAGUUCAAGCAGCAAUAUCCAGUGUGUGGAAAGAGAUUUCUUUCGGGGACUACAUUUGUCAUUCAAUUCAGGGAGAUUGCUGGGCUGAUCGAUCACCGCUUCAUGAAGCUGCAUCUCAAGGACGCCUGCUGUCCCUCAAAAAUUUACUUGCACAGGGAGUCAACGUGAAUCUUGUGACCAUAAAUCGGGUCUCCUCUCUCCAUGAGGCCUGCCUUGGUGGCCAUGUGGCCUGUACGAAAGUCCUACUGGACCAUGGUGCUUAUGUCAAUGGAGUCACUGUGCAUGGAGUCACACCUCUCUUUAAUGCAUGCUCUAGUGGAAGUGCAGCUUGUGUCCACUUGCUGCUCGAAUAUGGAGCCAAGCCACAGCUAGCUGAUCACCUGGCUUCACCCCUCCAUGAGGCAGUGAAGAGAGGUCACAGAGAUUGCAUGGAGAUUCUGCUGGACAAUGAUGUCAAUAUUGACCAGGAAGCCCCUCUCCAUGGCACUCCGCUCUAUGUGGCCUGCACUUACCAGAGGACAGACUGUGUCCGGAAGCUACUGGAGCUAGGAGCCAACGUGGACUUAGGCAAAUGGUUGGAUACUCCCCUCCAUGCUGCGGCCAGACAGUCCAGUGCCGAAGUCAUCCACCUGCUGACAGAUUACGGGGCCAGUUUGAAAUAUAGAAACUCUCAAGGAAAACGUGCUGUCGACCUGGCAACUCCUCAAAGCAGCGUGGAACAGGCCCUCCUGCUUCGGGAAGAAUGUACAAUGGAUGGGCAAGGAGCAACUGAAAAUGCCGGCAAGUUCCAGGGGCAGGGGGAACAGACUGAGACCCAACUUCUCCCAAGCCCAUUGAUGAGUGAUUUUGUAUGUGACUGGUCUCCCAUGCACGAGGCUUCCAUUCACGGUCGACUACUUUCUUUGAAGAAACUCAUCAGCCAGGGCAGUGGGGUAAACCUCAUUACAGCUGACCGCGUGUCUCCCCUUCAUGAAGCCUGUCUCGGUGGCCAUCCUGCUUGUGCUGAUGUCUUACUAAAACAUGGGGCCCAGGUGAAUGGCGUGACUAUCGACUGGCACACUCCUUUGUUCAAUGCCUGUGUCAGUGGCAGUGUGGACUGCCUGAAUCUCUUAUUGCAGCAUGGAGCCAGCCCUCAAGCAGUAUGUGAUCUGGCCUCACCUAUCCACGAAGCUGCUAAAAGAGGACAUGUGGCAUGUGUGGAGUCCCUAACAUCUUAUGGAGUGAAUAUAGAUCACGAUAUCAAACACCUAGGGACUCCACUUUAUGUGGCUUGUGAGAAUCAGCAGAUAGCCUGUGCCAAGAAGCUACUUGAAUCAGGAGCGAGUGCUAAUGGAGGCAGAGGUCUGGAUUCUCCUCUUCACUUGGCUGUCAGGAAUUCCAACACAGAUCUGGUUCACUUGCUGAUGGACUUCGGAGCAGACACGCAGUCCAAGAACGUAGAAGGCAAACGGCCAUUGGAGUUGGUUCCCCCAAGGAGCUCUCUGACCCACCUCUUUUCCCAGUUAGGAGGGCCCCUGUCCUUGCUCCAGUUAUGCCGCCUGUGCAUUAGGAAGUGCUUUGGGAUCAAACAGCAUCACAGGAUAACUGAACUCCUGCUACCAGAGGAGCUGAAACGAUUUCUCUUGCACAUUUCUUAGCCUGAAGGUACACCGCGGGAACAUUAAAAAGGCAAUUUUUCAAA